AUGAGAGACGGCUUCUCAUCAUGGCGGACCCUAGAGAUAAGGCGCUUCAGGACUACCGCAAGAAGUUGCUUGAACACAAGGAGAUCGACGGCCGUCUUAAGGAGUUAAGGGAACAAUUAAAAGAACUUACCAAGCAGUAUGAAAAGUCUGAAAAUGAUCUGAAGGCCCUACAGAGUGUUGGGCAGAUCGUGGGUGAAGUGCUUAAACAGUUAACUGAAGAAAAAUUCAUUGUUAAAGCUACCAAUGGACCAAGAUAUGUUGUGGGUUGUCGUCGACAGGGCUCUGUGGAUGCCGAAAGUUGGCAUUUCUAAGAUAUUUCAGGUUGCAUGAGGACAAGACUGUAUUUGAAGACUAAAAAACAUUAGAAAAGCCGAAGUAUAUAUAAGUUGAGUAUCCCUUAUCCAAAAUGCUUGAGCCAGAAAUGUGUUUUAGAUUUUGGCUUUUUUUUUUUCAGGUUUUAGAAUAUUUGUGUUGUACUGGUUGAGCAUCCCUAAUUAAAAAAAAUCAAAAGUUUGAAAUGCUCCGAUGAGCAUUUUCUUUGAGCAUCAUGUCAGCAUUCAAAAAAUUUCACAUUGUGGAGCAUUUUGGAUUUUCAGAUUAAGAAUACUCAGCCUGUAUUUCCUAUAGAUGUAAACAUUGAAAUAGCUUCAUAUUGAUUUCUCCUCUUAUUUUUUCAAGUAACCUCACUUCUUAGCCGUUUUUUCCUUAAUUGUUAUAUUAAUCCUAGUGUUUUGCCUAUCUUCCUAAAUUUGAAGCUCUUUGUAAAAUCCUGUGACAAGUGGUCAGUAAUUUAUAUGAUUCCGAAAUUGUAUUGGCACGCAGUUUUUUAAACUAUUAAAAAGUAACUUGGGUCGGGCGGGGUGGCUCAUGCCUGUAAUCCCAGCACUUUGGGAGGCUGAGGUGGGCAGAUCACGAGGUCAGGAGAUCAAGACCAGCCUGACCAACAUGGUGAAACCCCGUCUUUACUAAAAAAUACAAAAAAAAAUUAGCCGGGCAUGGUGGCACACACCUGUAAUCCCAGCUACUUGAGGCUGAGGCAGGAGAAUUGCCUAAACCAGGGAGGCAGAGGUUGCUGUGAGCCAAGAUGGCGCCACUGCACUCCAGCCUGGGCGACAGAGUGAGACUCCGUACUCCAUCUCAAAAAAAAAAGUAACUUUAUCUUUGAAAAGUAACAACAUCCUGAGAGUGAGGCAGAUCUAGUAGAUUCUAAUUUUAGCCAGAUAAGCCAAGAAAUUAUUUAGUAUGAUUCAACCUAAUGUGUAAUGUGUUCAGCAUGUGCCUGUCAUGUAGCAAAGGCAUGAGUGAUGGUUGCUGGGUUUUGGGGCUUUAAAUUUAAAGCAUUUUAAUAAAAAUCUCUAAGGGGAAACCGUGCAUUUUUCUCUACUCUCAUGAGCAUUUAACACAUUCUUCCCAGAAGCUGUACAUUUCAAAAUAAAUCUGAUGAGCACACCUUUAAAAUGCUUCCCUUUCCUUUCCCUAAAAUGUUCACUAAGGGAUUUUUCUAUAAAUGCUUUGGUAGCAAUUCCCAAAGUCACUGUACCAUUGCUGCCUCAAGCUUUGUGUGUUAGUCAUUUCACAUUUUACACUGAGAUUACACAAAGGGGCAUGCUUUUAAGGAGCAGGUGGAAAUCACUUUGAAUUACUUAUUUUAUAAGCCAUUUUGUUAGCAUAGAGUUUAUAAUCUGAUAUUUGUGUUCUCUCUGGAGGGUAAAAAUGAGUGUUUGGCUUCUAAAUAUUAAACUCUCGUUAGAGUGUUAUUCCGUUUUUAAGUGUUGAUGUAAUAUCUUUUGUUUUACAAAACUAGCUUGACAAAAGUAAGCUGAAGCCAGGAACAAGAGUUGCUUUGGAUAUGACUACACUAACUAUCAUGAGAUAUUUGCCGAGAGAGGUGGAUCCACUGGUUUAUAACAUGUCUCAUGAGGACCCUGGGAAUGUUUCUUAUUCUGAGAUUGGAGGGCUAUCAGAACAGAUCCGGGAAUUAAGAGAGGUGAUAGAAUUACCUCUUACAAACCCAGAGUUAUUUCAGCGUGUAGGAAUAAUACCUCCAAAAGGCUGUUUGUUAUAUGGACCACCAGGUACGGGAAAAACACUCUUGGCACGAGCCGUUGCUAGCCAGCUGGACUGCAAUUUCUUAAAGGUUGUAUCUAGUUCUAUUGUAGACAAGUACAUUGGUGAAAGUGCUCGUUUGAUCAGAGAAAUGUUUAAUUAUGCUAGAGAUCAUCAACCAUGCAUCAUUUUUAUGGAUGAAAUAGAUGCUAUUGGUGGUCGUCGGUUUUCUGAGGGUACUUCAGCUGACAGAGAGAUUCAGAGAACGUUAAUGGAGUUACUGAAUCAAAUGGAUGGAUUUGAUACUCUGCAUAGAGUUAAAAUGAUCAUGGCUACAAACAGACCAGAUACACUGGAUCCUGCUUUGCUGCGUCCAGGAAGAUUAGAUAGAAAAAUACAUAUUGAUUUGCCAAAUGAACAAGCAAGAUUAGACAUACUGAAAAUCCAUGCAGGUCCCAUUACAAAGCAUGGUGAAAUAGAUUAUGAAGCAAUUGUGAAGCUUUCGGAUGGCUUUAAUGGAGCAGAUCUGAGAAAUGUUUGUACUGAAGCAGGUAUGUUCGCAAUUCGUGCUGAUCAUGAUUUUGUAGUACAGGAAGACUUCAUGAAAGCAGUCAGAAAAGUGGCUGAUUCUAAGAAGCUGGAGUCUAAAUUGGACUACAAACCUGUGUAAUUUACUGUAAGAUUUUUGAUGGCUGCAUGACAGAUGUUGGCUUAUUGUAAAAAUAAAGUUAAAGAAAAUAAUGUAUGUAUUGGUAAUGAUGUCAUUAAAAGUAUAUGAAUAAAAAUAUGAGUAACAUCAUAAAAAUUAGUAAUUCAACUUUUAAGAUACAGAAGAAAUUUGUAUGUUUGUUAAAGUUGCAUUUAUUGCAGCAAGUUACAAAGGGAAAGUGUUGAAGCUUUUCAUAUUUGCUGCGUGAGCAUUUUGUAAAAUAUUGAAAGUGGUUUGAGAUAGUGGUAUAAGAAAGCAUUUCUUAUGACUUAUUUUGUAUCAUUUGUUUUCCUCAUCUAAAAAGUUGAAUAAAAUCUGUUUGAUUCAGUUCUCCUACAUAUAUAUUCUUGUCUUUUCUGAGUAUAUUUACUGUGGUCCUUUAGGUUCUUUAGCAAGUAAACUAUUUGAUAACCCAGAUGGAUUGUGGAUUUUUGAAUAUUAUUUUAAAAUAGUACACAUACUUAAUGUUCAUAAGAUCAUCUUCUUAAAUAAAACAUGGAUGUGUGGGUAUGUCUGUACUCCUCCUUUCAGAAAGUGUUUACAUAUUCUUCAUCUACUGUGAUUAAGCUCAUUGUUGGUUAAUUGAAAAUAUACAUGCACAUCCAUAACUUUUUAAAGAGUAUGAUUCAACGUAAUAUUUGCUAAUAUGUGACUGGGUUUUCUUGGUUUAUGUAAGACGAUAGGUCCCUGUUGAGGAUGUGGAGGUCUGGACCCUCUUCCAGGAAAAAUUCUAACAUACAAUUUUGCGUAUACUAUAAUUUCAGGAAAUUUAUUGUUUCCCAAGCUCAUCCAAGGACUCUUUAGGUAUGUAUGGAUACCUGGCUAAGAGUGUAUGAUGUAGGGGAUGUAGGAGUGUCAGAAAUGUUCAAAACAUGAUUUCUGUUACCUAUACAUGAUUCUUAUAUCAUCUGGCAAUAAAAGCUAUAACAAAGUA
Messenger RNA from Homo sapiens (human), 3689 nucleotides. RefSeq names its product proteasome 26S subunit, ATPase 6 (gene PSMC6). NCBI's taxonomy places the organism in Eukaryota, Metazoa, Chordata, Mammalia, Primates, Hominidae. Gene Ontology annotation, biological process: positive regulation of inclusion body assembly. The transcript has 14 exons. Gene Ontology annotation, molecular function: ATP hydrolysis activity; ATP binding. Bases 1850 to 2716 code for a protein of 288 amino acids. The record is from RefSeq and is marked reviewed. Gene Ontology annotation, cellular component: cytoplasm; inclusion body; nucleus.